This is a messenger RNA of Drosophila innubila, 585 nucleotides long. RefSeq lists its product as uncharacterized. The transcript is spliced from 2 exons. NCBI's taxonomy places the organism in Eukaryota, Metazoa, Arthropoda, Insecta, Diptera, Drosophilidae. The coding region runs from base 109 to 459 and encodes 116 amino acids. The record is from RefSeq and is a predicted model, not a curated record.
UUAAAACAGUCAAAACGUUAUACGCAACCAGUUCAGAUACAAUCUAUGCUGGAUUCUAGAAAUUAGAGAUUCCCUUAGAGAUUCGACAGCAACAACAAAAAUUUUACAAUGAUCUAUUAUGUGCUACAGACAGUCUCGACUGCACUAUUCACCACAGUGAGCACCAUUUGGAUGGUGGAAGAGACCAUAAUCAACCUGAUGAUGACGUGCUCUUUGAUGGCCCUGCGCAUUGCCUGCCAUCCAAUGAUGUUGAUACCAAUGCUACUGGGAACCUAUUAUGUGAUUCGAAAAAUAUGGUUGCGACGUCGGCCACCUGUCGAGGGAGAAGGCCCUGGAAUGCGUAGUCUGCCGCGUACUCCCCGAAUCGGAUCAUAUCGCAGCAUUGGCAGCAUCUCGGCACGCAGUAAUGAUAGCUACGACUAUGAAAUGUCCGAGGAGGAGGCACGCAAACGCUCAUAAUUUUAUAAGAUGCAAUUCAUUUUGUUAAAUUGAUCCAGUAUAUGUAUAUGUUAUGUGCUUCGAUUUAUUAGAUAUAGGCUUAUUUUCAUGCAGACCAGAAAAUACACAUGAAUAUAUAUAAAUAGA